Xenopus laevis (African clawed frog) is the source of this 2331-nucleotide messenger RNA. RefSeq lists its product as uncharacterized. The transcript is spliced from 10 exons. The record is from RefSeq and is a predicted model, not a curated record. Lineage: Eukaryota; Metazoa; Chordata; Amphibia; Anura; Pipidae. Bases 15 to 1547 code for a protein of 510 amino acids.
ACGAGCUCCUCAGCAUGUCUGCUCUUCUUGUUCUCUGGUUGGUGCUGUCUCUUUGGGGUGCCGUGUGGGGGAGACCAGGACAAUACUGCGCAGACCAACCUGCAGGAGUGGAAGUAUUUGCUGGAGACUCAGUGACUUUCCCAUGCAGUUUUGUGUUCCCCAGAACUCUCACAGGAAUUACUAAUAGGACAAUUGUCUUUCAAGCUGGUAAUAUCUCUUAUUGUGGGGAUCGUAUAUAUAACAGCAGAUAUGGCAACACAACACAGGAAUACCAGGGAAGGGUGUCACUGGUGGGAGAUCCUCAGGCUCAGAAUGGGACCAUCACUCUGACCAGUGUAAGAACAAGUGAUAGAAAGAACUUCUGCUGCCGGGUCCAACUUCUAAAUCAAAACACGAUCAUUGAGCAGUGGCAGAAUGGAUUAGGCACCCGGCUAACUGUGAGAGUAGGUGAGAAUAAGAUGACUAUGCAUCAGCCUCCAUUCAUCUCUGCUCUGGUUGGUGACACUGUGACAAUUCCCUGUCAUUUCUCCAUCAACUCCAAGAAGGAAAUUCAGAAAAAAUCUGUAUCCAGUGUUCAGUGGAGGUUUGGUCAGUCCCCAAGCUGUGGGACAGUUAUAUAUAACAGUAGCACAGGGGCAGUAAGAAGAGAGGACAGAGAGAGGAUUUCUGUGGCUGGGGAAGGAGGCGCAUCCAUCCUAAUCAAGCGGGUGACGACCAAUGACAGAGGCUGGUACUGCUGUGGGGCACAAGUGACUGGAGAUGGACAAGUUUAUACAACUCAGAGAGAGAGAGGAACAAACCUGACCAUUACAGGAAAAACCGAUCAAAUGAAGAUCAAGCAGCCAAAGGAGGUCACAUUCACAAACUCCUCUACUAUCAGCUGUAACUUUACAUUACCAGAGGAUGAAGAUCCCUUGUGGCUCGGGAUAUACUGGAUGUUUGGGAACCCACGUGAGGGCUUUGCCUAUCACCCACACCCAGAAUUAAUUCACCCCCGAUACCGGGGCAAAACCAGACUGGUGGGUCAGUCAGACCUUUAUCUGGAAGAGGUGAUUGGAAUGGAUAACACCAACUUCUACUGCCGUGUGGCAAUGCGCCUGUGUAAUGAUACUCAGCAAAACACCAUUGAAACAUUACUGGAGGAAGGAGCAGGGACACUUCUAAGGGUGAACGCUGAUCCAAGUGACCAGACCAAAAUUAUAGCAGCCUCUGUUGUAUCAGCAAUUAUCCUUAUUCUCCUGUUAUUCAUCAUCCUUUGCCUCGUGAAACAUAAAGGGAUGAGGAAACAGGUGCAGCAAUCCAAACAAAAGAAGUCAGAAAGUGCAACGCCAGAAUAUGAAGGCACAGAAUCGGUUCGGAAAGAGCAGACGACUGAUAUGAGUUUAUACACAACUAUUGAGGAGACAGCCAGGGCUUCCUGUGAUCCAUCAAACAAUGGAGGACAAUUAUUAUAUUCUACCGUAAACCACUCACUGUCUUCAACAAACCACACAUCUUCUCCCGACUCUGGUAAGGAAGUAUUUUAUGCAGAUGUGAAGAGAAAUUAAGAGUCUGUCCCAUGAAUUGUGUGGGCCAAGUAAGCUCAUGGAAAGUAUAAAUUCUUAUUAAUAUGAAGAAAUCAGGCAAAAAAAAACAUUAUGCCGUUGGUGCCGGAUUCAUCUUCUGCCUUAAGGUUUUGAAGACUUUUGAUAAAAUGAAAUAUUACAUCAGAAGCAUCAUCAUGUCAGUCAGUGGAACAUUACCUUGGACAUCUGGAUCAUGGACGUAGACCAGCUUUCUAUUGCUUACAAUUUAUUUAAAUCAAGCUCUUGCCGCUUAUUUCCUAUAUUCAUCGGGAGUUGAGUUUCCUUAAAAAGCCCUUAGAAUGGAGUCCAACACUGAGAACUUUAAGCUUAUUAAAGUCACAAAUGAACAAGGCAACUUAUCUCAUUGAUUGUGCCAUCUAACGCUGUGAAAUUGUGCAGCACCAACUUCUCCUUCUGAUUUCCUUGUAAGAUCUGAAAGGUUCAUAAGUGGAAAGACCAUUACUUCAACAUAGUUUCACACAAUUUCAGUUUUAAACCUGUCACAGGACCGAACGAAAGCGCCAGUUACAGUAUAUUUAGUAGAACAAUAAGGCCAAGUGUUAAACUGUAUACUUUCUUUGUCUAUUGAGUUGAGUUGUUUUUGGAACAAACUUUGUCAAGGGCAGAGACAUGCGCUGCUAUUUCGGGAGAUUAGUUGCCUAGCGACAAAACGCUUCGUCUUCAUAGUAACGUAGUUACAUAGUUACAUAGUUAAAUCGGGCUGAAAAAAGACAAAGUCCAUCAAGUUCAACUCCUCCAAAUGAAA